Molecule: messenger RNA, 2072 nt
Organism: Geodia barretti
Lineage: Eukaryota; Metazoa; Porifera; Demospongiae; Tetractinellida; Geodiidae
Source: the annotation of a GenBank genome assembly
UCAAGUCUAGUCUCGUGGGCCUGGGAGCUGGUUUCUUGGCCACGUACCUAAGCCCAGUGAGCGUUCAUCUCAGCUUUUCUUUAUCAUUGGGGAUCGCUAUGAGUGUUGUGUAUAUAUAGAAGUAGUGGAACCGAAGUAUAGAGGAUCUAUCCGGUUUAUGCACCGUGUGUUGGUGGUCUGAGAUCUAUUCGGCUCCACACCACAGGUGAUCUCUUAUUUGGUCGUUUAAACCUUUCUUUUUUAAGAUCUAGGUUCUCUUCUGCAAUGGCUCGGUCUACUGUAAUAAUCUUAGCCGGUUACUCAUAGAGGUGGGACCGUCCUCGCCGAUCGAUACGUUCAGUAGGCCACCACAGGCAACUUGAAGUGGACAUCUUUAGCUAAAAGUUAGCUUAGAAACCAGAUGAACAAUCUCAUCUAGCUUCUAGGGCUAGCCAGGCUUAGCCAGUGGUACGUUCCUGAAAGUUUCCGUCGGCUCUCCGAGCCCGCUCUGUAUGUACUGUAUUAUAAUAAUUAUACAAAAUAAGCGAUUUUCCCCUGCAUCUGGCCUAACCCAUGUAGGCUUUGGCUGUAUAUUUUUGAGAAACAGCUUUUAACUUGAUGCUCAGAGAGUCAAAAUACAAAUACCAAAAAAUUUAAAACGGGUAUAUACUCCGUGAAAUUUUGAUUGAAAAGUACAGCGUGGUGAGGUGCACAGCCGUUCGUGUCUCUGGCCUAGCCUGUAGAACUGCAGUUGACUAUCUGUUGGCUUAGUGGAGGUAGGUAAUGGUUGAUGAAUAUCUUCAGAUGGUCGGAGGUUUUUUUCCUGCUUAUAGAAACGUAGAAAGACAUUUUGGCCAUUUAUGUUUUCCCUCUGGGUUACGUCAUUCGUCGUAAAUAAUAAUUAUUAUUGCGCGUGUCCGCGCAUUCCUGGUAUUGCUGCACCGAUCCGAAAAGAGAGACCAGCUCGCUACGGCACCGAGGAGAAGACACCAGCUCGCUAAAGUGUGCUGAAGGGACGGCUGUCGAGAGGAUGACCUUUUCUGAUUUUACCUGUGCCGAGGAUCUGACGAGGGCCUUCGGGAACACCUACGUCGCCCGCCCCACUAGAAAACCGCCUUCCACUGUCCUACCGAGGUUCGUCAGGGCCGAUAUGACAGACACUGAGUGGGGCGCCGCUUGCGAGGCCUACACGAGUUCUUUCACGGAGGGGGACAUCAACGGCAUCACAAGAAGCCACGAAGUAGAAGGGCCCCUGAGGCCCUUGUUCGACUUUAUAGCCCUGAACGCUGGCCCUGGGCUGUUCAAAAACGGGGCGGGAAAGGUUUUCAUUUACGAGUUGCUAAAGAUGUUCCCCCACCGGCUGUACAACAUCUGUUUAUCACAACUGCCCACUCGGGUCCGAUUGGUGUGGGUAUCGCCAUGACAGCAAGGAUCCUGUGCCAAAAACAGGGGGAGGGGCUUUAGCAGCUGCUUGAAGCUAUGCAGAAGGAGGCCAAUGUUAGGAGGAAGUGGCCCCUUGGUUUCCUUGCUUCACUGGACACACUGACGGUGGUGGAAUUCGACAAGAUAACACAAAAGAAGGAGUUGGAAUUUGGCAGGAUGAUACCAAAGGUGUAUCUGUGGAUCUUUUCGUUCAUCACACACAACCUCGAUGACCUGAUGGGGUUUGCUGACAAGGUACUCAGUCCAUUUCUGGGACCAGCAGGAUCAAGCCUAGCAUCGAAACAGCUUGGGGUUGUCACGAGGAGGACGUCGAGGCUGGAGAUAGAGGAUCGCAAGGAGAGGAAAUAUAGAAGAGACAGCGACAGCGUCAGGGAGAAGGCAGCUGUAGCUGUCCAGAAAAUAUCGGAAGCUGCAGCUGUCCUGAGUGCCCUCCUGUAUAUAGGAUGUAUACUGGAACUCUUGAGCCUAGACUUAUUCAUCUUAUUUCCCCUGUUCCUCCACCCCUCAGUUCACUUGUAAUCUCAGUUCACCUAAAACACUGAUAAUGUUUCACACUCAGUGAAGGACAAAAGUUGCAAGAAUCCCACAGUGUUAGCAUAAACAAUUUUUCAAGGGCUAAGGUGAAGUCAAAUAACACCAGAGUUCAUAUC